This is a messenger RNA of Stylophora pistillata, 935 nucleotides long. RefSeq lists its product as uncharacterized. Gene Ontology annotation, molecular function: ubiquitin protein ligase activity. Lineage: Eukaryota; Metazoa; Cnidaria; Anthozoa; Scleractinia; Pocilloporidae. The record is from RefSeq and is a predicted model, not a curated record. Gene Ontology annotation, biological process: protein polyubiquitination; proteasome-mediated ubiquitin-dependent protein catabolic process.
UCCUCUGAGCGAUUCCGUCUCCAGGCACGAUGGACUGUCAGUUGGUGAUGCAGGCGAAAUAAUGAUGCUGAAUUAUUCGCACUUGAACAGCUCCCCGAAAGUGGACGGCAGCGUGGCGGUAUAUGACACUGAGGGAAAUUUUGUUCGCCGUAUUGGACAACGUAUAUUGGAGAACCCAUCGGAUAUCACUAUUUCUAAUGAUGGCCUUAUUUUUGUAUCGACCGAUUCCUGUGUUCACAUAUUCGGUGAUCAAGGCGACCACCUGAACAAGUUUAAACUGCAGAGUAAUGGCUGUGAUUACUUAAGGAUUAGGUUUCACCCAGGAGGUGAACAUGUCGUCAUCGCUGGUCGUGAAAGGGGGAAGGAUCUCUUGCGUGUAGAAAUAUACACUAAAGAUGGUGAGUUUGUUCGCAGUGCACAAAUCCAAAUUGAUGGGAUUCGUGAAGUACGAGGGAUUACAGUGACUAACCAGGGACGCAUUGCUGUUGUAACUGGAAUCUGGAAAGAGCAAUGUUUAAAUUUUGGGGCAGGCUGCCAACUACAAGAAUAUGUGCCACCCUCUUUAAGCUGAUUGUUAUGAUUCAAUACCAGAGAAGAACACCAAGACAGAGAUACAAAUGUAACAAUGACAAGUUUAUUACAAUUACUGCUGUUAAGAAGCCUUGUUAACAUCUCAAGCAGUAGCUAUUUAAUGCACACACACAUAUUUUUACAAAUUUUAACAUUCAAAACAUUUUCAACAUCUUAACAAGAACUGACUUCCCAUAAGCUGUAAGAUUUCUUUCAAUACAUGAAUAUUACUCAUGAUCAGGGCUGUUUUUUAGGCAUUGUGUUUGUAGCCAUCAUUCCAAUGACUCCCAAUGUCACAAAGAAUCCAACCGCACAUCCAUAAACCAUAACCCUGCAGGGAAAGAAUUGUUGCUUUCUUGGUGAAC